Globicephala melas (long-finned pilot whale) is the source of this 1960-nucleotide messenger RNA. RefSeq names its product defective in cullin neddylation 1 domain containing 3 (gene DCUN1D3). The record is from RefSeq and is a predicted model, not a curated record. NCBI's taxonomy places the organism in Eukaryota, Metazoa, Chordata, Mammalia, Artiodactyla, Delphinidae. Gene Ontology annotation, biological process: protein neddylation. Gene Ontology annotation, molecular function: ubiquitin conjugating enzyme binding; ubiquitin-like protein binding; cullin family protein binding. Gene Ontology annotation, cellular component: ubiquitin ligase complex.
UACCCUGCCAGGUACCUGGGCUUCCCUCAGCAGCGGGAGCUGAGCAGCAAAGCCUGGUGAGUCAGCGUGCCUGGGAAUUAGAGUUGCCAGUCUGUGAGCAUGUGGGAUCUGUGUAAGUUUGGGCCUUUUGUUUCUUUCAGCAUUUUAGUCUUUAGAAACACAAAUCUGGAAACCAGACCCUCCACAUGGUAUAGUCCUGCUUGUUUUGAGAUAAUUCAGCUUCAACAGUUGCUUCCCUUGUAUGCUGGUCUUCUAAGAAUUAACCCCUUACCUUUUAAAAUUGUAACAAGUUGUGCUCAUGGCUUACUAGCUAUAUUCUAAAAGCAUAAAAAGGCUUUAAAAAACUUACUUGGGUCUGUCAUUUUCCACACCAAAACCCUCCUAAGGGUUUCAGCGUGUUUUUGAAACCUAAGUGAAACUGCGAGUCUUUUUUUCAGGGCAUGUAUAAUCAUGUCUGUCAUGUAUUCUCUUUGAAGGUGGACAAUGGGACACACCCCGAUACAAUGUGAUUCCGGUAACUACAGGAAUGAUUCUGGUCAUCAUUUUAAACUUAUACACUCAGAACAUACCCUUAGAAUUCCUUUUGAAGAUAACUCUGAAUUUAUCCAAGCACUAUUUGGAGGAAGCUAAAAUUCUUUAGGUUGGCUGGCUCCUCUGGCUGAUGGCAUGUUGAGGCACGUGGGCCAGUGGCAACAAGGGCAUCCAAUCCAGAGGGGGCCACUCUAGAGGCCAGGCCACCAGCAUCAUGGGCCAGUGUGUCACCAAGUGCAAGAAUCCCUCAUCAACUCUGGGUAGCAAGAAUGGAGACCGUGACCCCAGCAGCAAGUCACAUGGGAGGCGGGGUGCAGGCCACCGUGAGGAACAGCUGCCAGCCUGUGGCAAGCCAGGUGGGGAUAUCCUUGUCAAUGGGACCAAGAAGGCAGAGGCUGCUACUGAGACCUGCCAGCUGCCAACAUCCUCAGGAGAUGCUGGGAGGGAGCCCAAGUCAAAUGCCGAGGAGUCUUCCUUGCAGAGGUUGGAAGAACUGUUCAGGCGCUAUAAGGACGAGCGGGAGGAUGCAAUUUUGGAGGAAGGCAUGGAGCGCUUUUGCAAUGACCUAUGUGUGGACCCCACGGAAUUUCGAGUGCUGCUCUUGGCUUGGAAGUUCCAGGCUGCUACCAUGUGCAAAUUCACCAGGAAGGAGUUUUUUGAUGGCUGCAAAGCAAUAAGUGCAGACAGCAUUGAUGGGAUCUGUGCACGGUUCCCUAGCCUCUUAACAGAAGCCAAACAAGAGGAUAAAUUCAAGGAUCUCUACCGGUUUACAUUUCAGUUCGGCCUGGACUCUGAAGAAGGGCAGCGGUCACUGCAUCGGGAAAUAGCCAUUGCCCUGUGGAAACUAGUCUUUACCCAGAACAAUCCUCCAGUAUUGGACCAGUGGCUAAACUUCCUAACAGAGAACCCCUCGGGGAUCAAGGGCAUCUCCAGGGACACUUGGAACAUGUUCCUUAACUUCACUCAGGUGAUUGGCCCUGACCUCAGCAACUACAGUGAAGAUGAGGCCUGGCCAAGUCUCUUUGAUACCUUUGUGGAGUGGGAAAUGGAGCGAAGGAAAAGAGAAGGGGAAGGGAGAGGUGCACUCAGCUCAGGGCCCGAGGGCUUAUGUCCCGAGGAGCAGACUUAGUGGCUCUGUCUCAGGAGCAGCAGCAAGGAUCUGCCCGCUGCCCUGCAGCCAACCAAGGAAUUGGACCUUUCUGGAAAUUACUGAAGAUCCGGAUAUUUUCUACUUUACACCUUUCUCUGCCUUGUAUCUGAAAGGGCUCUAAAAUGCUGUAUCAUGUUUUAGGCACUUUCUUCACUUUUUGGAUAUUUUGGUUAUUUCUUUUUUGGGGGGAGGGUCCCCCAAAAUAUCUGAACCUGGCUACAUGUUGUGUAUCUUUUUUUUUUUUUUUUGAAGCCUUCAGAUAGAAUAAGCCUGCCACUU